AUGGCAGCCACACAAGUGGCGAUAACACAAUUGGCAGCUACACAGACCACGAUAACACAAAUGACCGCUACACAGACGGCGAUAACACAAAUGACAGCUGCACAAAUGGCGAUAACACAAUGCGAUAUCACAAAUGGAAGUUACACAGACGGCGAUAACACAAAUGGCAGCUACAUAGAUGACGAUAAUAGAAAUGGCAGCUACACCGAUGGCGAUAACACAAAUGACAGCUAUACAGACGAUGUUAAUACAAAUGGCAGCUACACAAACGACAAUAAUACAAAUGGUAGCAACAUAGAUGGCUUUAACACAAAUGGUAGCUACACAGAUAACGAUAUUAGAAAUGGCAGCUACACAGAUGUCAAUAACACAAAUUGCAGCUACACAGGUGGCGAUAACACAAAUGGCAACUCCACAGACGGUGAUAACACAAAUGGCAGCUGCAGAGAUGACAAUAACACAAAUGGCAGCUACACAAACGACGAUAACACAAGUGGAAACUAUACAGAUGAUGAUAACACAGAUGAAAGCUACACAUACGAUGAUAAACAAAUAGCAGCUACACAGACGACGAUAACACAAAUGGCACCCACACAAAUGACAGCUACAUAG
This is a messenger RNA of Amborella trichopoda, 612 nucleotides long. The record is from RefSeq and is a predicted model, not a curated record. NCBI's taxonomy places the organism in Eukaryota, Viridiplantae, Streptophyta, Magnoliopsida, Amborellales, Amborellaceae.